Molecule: messenger RNA, 4261 nt
Organism: Striga asiatica
Lineage: Eukaryota; Viridiplantae; Streptophyta; Magnoliopsida; Lamiales; Orobanchaceae
Source: the annotation of a GenBank genome assembly
AUGGACACGGGUGAUCUUUAUAAAGCUAGCAAUAGCUUACGAGCAAGCAAUAGAAGCAGCACGAGUUACAGAGCAAACAGCUCGAAUAUAUGGAGAAACACAGCCAUGGAAGUAUUUUCACGUUCGGCUCGUGAGGAAGAUGACGAGGAAGCCCUUAAAUGGGCCGCCCUUGAAAAGCUCCCGACUUUCGACCGUCUCAGAAAAGGGCUUCUGCUUGGAUCAAAAGGCGCGAAUGAAGUCGAUGUUUUUAGUCUCCAGUUUCAGGACAAGAGGAAUUUAGUUGACAGGCUUGUUAAUAUUGUGGAGGAUGAUAAUGAGAAGUUCUUGUUAAAGCUAAGAAACAGAAUUGACAGAGUUGGGAUCGAUAUGCCGACAAUCGAAGUGAGAUAUGAGAAUCUAAACAUUGAUGCAGAAGCCUAUAGUGCAAGCAGGGCUCUUCCUACUUUUGUCAAUUUCAACAAAAACAUUAUUGAGGGGUUUUUGAAUGCUCUCCAUAUAGUUCCCAGCAGAAAAAAACCAUUUACCAUCUUAAAAGAUGUUAGUGGGAUCAUAAAGCCGUCGAGGAUGACUUUGCUUUUAGGUCCUCCGAGUUCCGGGAAAACGACAUUGUUGCUGGCUCUGGCCGGGAAGCUAGAUCCAUCUUUAAAAGUUUCGGGAAGGGUGACUUACAACGGACAUGGAUUAGAUGAGUUUGUGCCACAAAGAACAGCAGCAUAUAUUAGCCAAAAUGAUUUGCAUAUUGGUGAAAUGACUGUGAGAGAAACUUUAGCAUAUUCUGCUCGGUUUCAAGGUGUCGGCUCGCGUUACGAGAUGCUGACAGAAUUGUCGAGGAGAGAGAAAGCAGCGAAUAUCAAACCGGAUCCCGAUAUUGAUAUCUUCAUGAAGGCAGCAGCAACCGAAGGAGAUGCUGCGAAUGUUGUCACGGAUUAUGUCCUUAAAGUUCUGGGACUCGAUGUUUGUGCCGACACUUUAGUUGGAGAUGAAAUGAUAAGGGGAAUUUCGGGAGGACAGAAAAAGCGUGUCACAACCGGAGAAAUGAUUGUUGGGCCUUCAAAGGCACUUUUCAUGGACGAGAUAUCGACUGGACUCGAUAGCUCGACAACUUACCAAAUCGUGAAUACGCUUAAACAAUAUGUCCACAUCAUGAAAGGGACUGCUUUUAUCUCCCUCUUGCAACCGGCACCCGAGACUUACGAUUUGUUUGACGAUAUUGUCCUUUUGUCCGAUGGACAAAUUGUCUAUCAGGGCCCUCGAGAGCAAGUUCUUGGCUUUUUCGAAUCUAUGGGCUUCAAAUGCCCAGAAAGAAAAGGAGUAGCUGAUUUCUUGCAAGAAAUGAGCAAAAACACCAUAGAAGAUGGAGGCAUUUAUACCGGCGCUCUAUUUUUCGCGGUUAUUAUGAUCAUGUUUAACGGGAUGUCUGAGCUGUCAAUGACGAUUUACAAACUUCCCGUUUUCUACAAGCAACGGGAUAUGUUCUUUUUCCCUGCAUGGGCUUACGGUCUCCCUUCUUGGCUACUCAAAAUACCGGUUACCUUCAUUGAAGUGGCUAUAUGGACUUUCCUCACAUAUUAUGUAAUCGGCUUUGAUCCAAACGUAUCAAGGCACUACCUUUUGCUUUUAUUCGUGCACCAGUCGGCUUUAUCACUCUUUAGGUUUAUUGGGGCAGCAACUCGGAACAUGAUUGUUGCAAACACGUUUGGCUUGUUUGCUAUGCUGUUGCUAUUUGCGUUGGGCGGCUUUGUUCUCUCACGAGAGGAUGUGAAGGGGUGGUGGAUAUGGGGCUAUUGGGCUUCGCCAUUGAUGUAUGCUCAGAACGCGAUUCUCGUGAAUGAAUUCACAGGGCAUAGUUGGAGUAGAUUGAUAAACGGAACAGAAUUGGGAGUGCUUGUUAUGAGGUCACGAGGCUUCUUUCCUGACUCUUACUGGUACUGGCUGGGACUUGGGGCAAGUGUCGGAUUCGUGUUCCUGUUCAACAUCUUCUACAUUAUUUGUCUAACAGUCCUUGGCCCUUUCGAGAAGCCUCAGGCAGUACUACCAGAAGCUUCCGAAGACGACGACGACAGCCGAAAUAGAUUAGCCUCCACAGACUCCAUUGAAGCCAACGAGAACAAGAAAAAAGGAAUGGUACUUCCUUUCGAGCCACAUUCCAUCACGUUCGACAACAUUAGAUACUCAGUCGACAUGCCAGCGGAAAUGAAAGCUCAGGGAGUGAGUGAAGACAAAUUGGAACUGUUGAAGGGAGUUAGUGGCGCAUUCAGGCCCGGAGUUCUCACGGCUUUGAUGGGAGUGAGUGGGGCCGGAAAAACGACUCUCAUGGACGUUUUGGCGGGAAGAAAAACGGGAGGUUACAUCGAGGGUGACAUCACCAUCUCCGGCUACCCCAAAAACCAAUCCACCUUUGCUAGGAUUUCCGGUUAUUGUGAGCAAACCGACAUUCACUCCCCUAAUGUCACUGUUUAUGAGUCCCUUGUCUACUCCGCUUGGCUCAGGCUGCCUCGUGAUAUCGACUCCGAAACUAGAAAGAUGUUUGUUGAGGAAGUAAUGGAGCUGGUGGAGCUGAGCCCGUUGAGGGGAGCACUAGUGGGGCUUCCGGGUGUGAAUGGGCUCUCGACUGAGCAGAGAAAGAGGCUCACGAUAGCAGUCGAGCUCGUGGCAAACCCUUCAAUCAUAUUCAUGGAUGAGCCGACCUCAGGGCUUGAUGCCAGGGCAGCUGCCAUUGUCAUGAGGACUGUUCGCAACACGGUCAACACAGGGAGGACUGUCGUGUGCACUAUCCAUCAGCCAAGUAUCGACAUUUUCGAAGCGUUUGAUGAGUUGUUUUUGAUGAAAAGGGGAGGACAGGAGAUAUACGUGGGCCCACUUGGCCGCCACUCGACACACUUGAUCAACUACUUUGAGGGAAUUGAAGGGGUGGCGAAGAUUAAGGAUGGUUAUAAUCCGGCUACAUGGAUGCUGGAAGUUACUACUUCGGCACAGGAGCUGUCUAUGGGGUUGGACUUUACCGAACACUACAAGAAAUCAGACUUGUACAUGAGAAACAAAGCUUUGAUCAAGGAAUUAAGCGUCCCACGGCCUGGGACAAAAGAUCUUUAUUUUCCGACUAAGUAUUCACAAUCUUUCCUCAUCCAAUGCAUUGCUUGCUUGUGGAAACAACAUUGGUCAUACUGGCGUAACCCGCCUUACACUGCCGUCAGAUUCUUGUUCACUACAUUCAUUGCUCUUAUCUUCGGGACAAUGUUUUGGGAUCUUGGCCAGAGAUGGAACACCCAGCAAGAUUUAUUCAAUGCCAUGGGUUCAAUGUAUGCUGCAGUCAAUUUCUUGGGUUUUCAAUACGGUUCCACAGUACAGCCAGUUGUGGCCAUCGAGAGGACUGUCUUUUACAGGGAAAAAGCUGCCGGAAUGUAUUCUGCUCUACCAUAUGCAUUCUCACAGUUUCUGAUUGAGAUCCCGUACGUUUUUGUCCAAUCCGUUGUGUACGCUCUCAUUGUGUACUCCAUGAUGGGUUUCGACUGGACGGCCGAGAAAUUCUUCUGGUUCAUCUAUUUCUUGUUCUUCUCGUUAUUGUACUUUGUCUUGUACGGCAUGAUGACUGUUGCCGUAACUCCUAACCACAAUGUUGCCACCAUCAUCUCGUCCUUCUUCUAUGCCUUUUGGAAUUUGUUCUGUGGAUUCAUCGUCCCACGACCUAGAAUCCCUGUGUGGUGGAGGUGGUAUUAUUGGGCAACACCAAUGGCUUAUACACUCUACGGUUUUAUCAUCACACAAUAUGGUGAGGUUAGAGAUGUGAUGGAGGAUUCCGGUCAAUCGGUUGAGGAGUUCUUAAGGAACUACUUUGGGUUCAGACGAGACAUGCUUGGGAUGGUUGCUGGUGUGCUUCUCGGGUUUGUGGUGCUUUUCACCUUCAUCUUUGCCUACUCUAUCAAGACUUUCAACUUCCAGAGGAGAUGAAAAUAGACUCGUAUUCGGGGUAUCUUAUGGUUGGCUAACUUUGAAGACCAUUUCAUUAAGAUUUUGUAUAGAAAAAUCUUUGAUUCUUAUGUUUGUUUUGUCGUGAUUGCAGUCCAGGUUAUAUGUAUGUUAUUUGUUCAUGUACUGAGUGAUCUUUAAUGGUUAGAGAGAGCUCUUUAAUUCUAUAUAUAUGUUGCUAUGAGGAUUAUAUUGAAUAAUAAUAAUUUUUUGUUACGGAUAAUAUAUUACCAGAAUCCAGGAAGAGGGAGCCUCAUAUAUUCAGCGAUUUCAUUUGUCCCAAUUAGCAACGCGG